Anarrhichthys ocellatus (wolf-eel) is the source of this 2581-nucleotide messenger RNA. RefSeq names its product vimentin-like. The record is from RefSeq and is a predicted model, not a curated record. Lineage: Eukaryota; Metazoa; Chordata; Actinopteri; Perciformes; Anarhichadidae. Gene Ontology annotation, cellular component: plasma membrane; intermediate filament; cytoplasm. Bases 106 to 1431 code for a protein of 441 amino acids. Gene Ontology annotation, molecular function: structural constituent of cytoskeleton. The transcript has 9 exons. Gene Ontology annotation, biological process: intermediate filament organization.
CUAUAAAUCAGGAUGAUUUAGGAACCGCCUUCCUAGGCGCACUCCGCUGAUGCAGUCGGGACAAGAACAGCACCGAGCUUACUGUGAGAAAAAGAUCCCAGGAAGAUGUCUUCUUAUACAGUGGGUCCACAGUCUUCUUACGGGAAGAUGUUCGGUGGAGAGAGAGUCCCGGACAGGACCAGCUACUCCAGCCGCCAGUUCUCCAGCCCGGUGCGCUCCCCACGGGUCUCCAACGGGUUCUCCUCCUCCUUCUACGCGACGAAUAACCAGAGUCACUGGAGCACCGCGGCCAUGCUGGACUUCCCCAAGUCCGACGCCAUCAACAGCGAGUUCAUGACGAACCGCACCAACGAGAAGGUGCAGAUGCAGUCGCUCAACGACCGCUUCGCCAACUACAUCGACAAGGUCCGCUUCCUGGAGCAGCAGAACAAGAUCCUGCAGGCGGAGCUGGAGCAGCUGCGGGGCAAAGGCACGUCCCGGGUCGGGGAUCUGUACAAGGACGAGAUGCGGGAGCUGAGGCGCCAGGUGGACCAGCUGACCAACGAGAAGGCCCGGGUGGAAGUUUCCCGGGAUAACCUGGUAGAAGACAUCGACAGGCUGAGAGAGAAGUUGCAGGAGGAGAUCUCCCAGCGAGAGGAGGCUGAGGGCACCAUGCAGAAUUUCAGAUUGGAUGUGGACAAUGCUGUCUUCAUCAGAGUGGACCUGGAACGGAAGGUUGAGUCCUUCGACGCCGAAAUCAUCUUCCUCAAGAAGCUGCACGAUGAGGAAAUGCUGGAGCUGCAGAACCAGAUCCAGCAGCAGCAGCAUGUGCAUGGGGACGUGGUGGAUAUGGCUAAACUUGACCUGACAGCUGCUCUGAGAGACAUCCGUAAGCAGUAUGAGAUGAUGGCCUCCGCAAACCUCCACGACUCUGAGAAAUGGUACAAAUCCAAGUUUGCUGACCUCACCAAAGCUGCAGCCAGGCAUGAUGAUGCAUUGAGAGUGGCCAAGCAAGAGGCCAUUGACUACAGACGCCAAAUUCAGUCCCUUACUUGUGAGGUGGAUGCCCUUAAAGGAACUAAUGAGUCCAUGGUGCGUCAGAUGAGGGUGGUGGAGGUGAACUUCUCUGUGGAGACGGGCGGUUACCAGGAAAGCAUCGGCCGCCUGGAGAAGGACAUUUUCAACAUGAAGGACGAGAUGGCUCGUCACCUCCUGGAGUACCAGAACCUCCUGAAUGUCAAGAUGGCCCUGGACAUUGAGAUUGCCACCUACAGGAAGCUGCUGGAUGGAGAGGAGAACAGAAUCACCACCCCACUGCCAAACUUCUCAUCUCCGAACCCGAGAGAAUGUGUUUCCAAAUGGAACUAUCUAAUCAAGACCACUGAGACCAUUGAGACCGAGGACGAUCAGGUGAGCAACGGGUCAACCCAGAACCACGAUGACUUGGAGUAAUGAUAUCUUUGUCUUUGCCAAACAAUCAACAAAAGCAAUAUGAAGAAACAUACUUCACCAGGGCUACAAGCAAGCAAACAAACGAACAACACAAAAAGCAAACAGCUUCACAAAGUGCCUUUCUAUGUGAUGAUCCAGAAAGCCUGUUAGUUGACACAGACUGUAUUUUGCUUCCUCCUCUGCUGAAAGUAUUAUCUUUUGUUACAAUCGUUUAGACACAGUAAUGAAAUCACCACAACAUAGAAAUCCUUAUUGAGGUCUGCAAAAAUCUUUAUUUGUAACAAAAAUAGUGUUUUUGAUCAAUACAGCAUGCACACUCCAGGAAAUCUGUCUGCUAAAGAUGUCACAAUUGCCUGUUCGCAGCAAUAAACCAGUAAGACCGAAACUCAAUACUGUGCAUUAGGUGUAAUACUUUGCUGGUAUUUUCUGGUAUUGCUGGUAAUACUUUUAUGGUAAUAAAGUAGAAGUAGUAAAACAAUGCCUCAUAUGAAUACAUAUUGGAAAUGGUCAUUAUUUUAGAAAAUAACAUCCACAUGUUUAUGCAGUCUAAGACUUUCUUAUUUAGGAGCUUCAGCAGUCCCUAAAAACAUUUACCUACACAAGAAGGACAAAGUAUUAAAAAAGGUCUGUUGUAUUUGACAAUAGGUUGUACAUGUGUAUCUAAUAGACUAGUGUGCAGUGUCACACUUUUGGAGUUUAUAUUUGAAUAAUGAUAGCUUAGACUUGGUGGAUCUAUAAGCAUCCCAGGUACAGCAGCCUUGUACAGUCUUCCUGAAAAGGAGUCAAGUCAUACAGAGUAGACAGAAGUAACAGUAGAAUAAUUACAAUAUUCAGUAAAAUUAGUGCUAUUAUAUAUUAUGGAUUAAUUACAGCUGCUAAAUGGAACUUUGAAAUGCGAUUGUUUUGUCAACUGCUGUUUCCAAUGUUCAGGGUGAACUUUGAAACUCAACGUUAAAGCCAACAUGUGUUCAUGUAGAUCAUGUGACAUGAUUGAAAGCUCCAGAAUGCUUCUAAAUCGAACUUACGGUAAGAUUGUUUGUCAACAAUAUGUUAAGUAACUAUUAACUGUAACAAGCUUCAACAGUGAUCUGCCACAUGUUUAUUUGUUCAAAAUACUAUAAUGUGGUAUAAAGGUUGAGUUGCAUCGUAA